Molecule: messenger RNA, 714 nt
Organism: Hevea brasiliensis (rubber tree)
Lineage: Eukaryota; Viridiplantae; Streptophyta; Magnoliopsida; Malpighiales; Euphorbiaceae
Product: replication protein A 14 kDa subunit B
Exons: 3
Coding region: 191-514 (107 amino acids)
Biological process (GO): DNA replication; DNA repair; DNA recombination
Cellular component (GO): nucleus
Molecular function (GO): DNA binding
Source: RefSeq, a predicted model, not a curated record
UCCACUACAAAAAUUCAUCUCUCCCGCAUUUUUUUUAGCGCCUUUCUUAUUUGAUUUCUUAUUAUCGAGAAAAAGACUGAAAAGAUCUGGCGCGCUCCUUUUAUUCCUAUCUUCUUGAUCGCUCGCCGACUGGCACGGACUCGGUGUGCUUUCAUCUUUGUUGAACCGAGCUUUUCUGGAGAAUCGGGGUAUGGAUACAUCGAAACCUGCAAUUUUUGUCAAUGGAGGGCUGUUGCCCAUGCAUGUGCAGAAGAGGGUCCGAAUUGUCAUUCAAGUUCUUGGAUCUGAUCGUGGAGCUGUAAUUGGGAAAUCAACAGAUGAUCACCAGCUUACUGUCAAAGGCACCCCACCUUCUGUUCCUCUUACAAAUUUCGUUGAGGUUAUUGGCAUUGCUGACAGUGAAAAAUCCAUCCAAGCUGAAAUAUGGACCAACUUUGGCGACACAUUUGAUACAUAUUCCUACAACCAGCUUUGUCAGCUUGCAAAUGGUGAAUAUCAGCUCUUGUUCCUCUGAGGUGUAUUGGCUUUAUUUUUAUCGAGGCUUUUUGGUGCUUUUGGCCCCUGAUGUAACUAGGUGGUCGAUGUUUAUAAAUUCAGUCAGUUUUGCAGCUUUCGAUACAAUUUUGGAUAUUUCUUGAACCAAUAUUUUGGUCUUUGAGUUAACGAUCGGUAAGGUUGAGUGAUGCUUUGAGAAAAAACACAUCAUCAAAAUCA